This is a messenger RNA of Gigantopelta aegis, 1159 nucleotides long. RefSeq names its product matrilin-2-like. The record is from RefSeq and is a predicted model, not a curated record. Gene Ontology annotation, molecular function: calcium ion binding. The annotation marks the transcript as partial. Lineage: Eukaryota; Metazoa; Mollusca; Gastropoda; Neomphalida; Peltospiridae. The transcript has 8 exons.
AUAUCAAUGAAUGUUCUAUCUCUAAUGGUGGAUGUCAGGAGAUAUGUACAAAUACAGAUGGAUCAUUUAUCUGCUCCUGUCAUCAAGGAUAUAUGUUACGUGAUGAUAACAGGACAUGUACAGAUAUCAAUGAAUGUUCUAUCUCUAAUGGUGGAUGUCAGGAGAUAUGUACUAAUACAGAUGGAUCAUUUAUCUGCUCCUGUCAUCAAGGAUAUAUGUUACGUGAUGAUAACAGGACAUGUACAGAUAUCAAUGAAUGUUCUAUCUCUAAUGGAGGAUGUCAGGAGAUAUGUAAUAAUACAGAUGGAUCAUUUAUCUGCUCCUGUCAUCAAGGAUAUAUGUUACGUGAUGAUAACAGGACAUGUACAGAUAUCAAUGAAUGUUAUAUCUCUAAUGGAGGAUGUCAGGAGAUAUGUACAAAUACAGAUGGAUCAUUUAUCUGCUCCUGUUAUCUAGGAUAUAUGUUACGUGAUGAUAACAGGACAUGUACAGAUAUCAAUGAAUGUUCUAUCUCUAAUGGUGGAUGUCAGGAGAUAUGUACAAAUACAGAUGGAUCAUUUAUCUGCUCCUGUCAUCAAGGAUAUAUGUUACGUGAUGAUAACAGGACAUGUACAGAUAUCAAUGAAUGUUCUAUCUCUAAUGGUGGAUGUCAGGAGAUAUGUACUAAUACAGAUGGAUCAUUUAUUAUCUGCUCCUGUCAUCAAGGAUAUAUGUUACGUGAUGAUAACAGGACAUGUACAGGUAUUAAUAAUUGAUAUUGUUAUAACAUUCUAAAUAAUAAUUUAACAGAUAUCAAUGAAUGUUCUAUCUCUAAUGGUGGAUGUCAGGAGAUAUGUACUAAUACAGAUGGAUCAUUUAUCUGCUCCUGUCAUCAAGGAUAUAUGUUACGUGAUGAUAACAGGACAUGUACAGAUAUCAAUGAAUGUUAUAUCUCUAAUGGAGGAUGUCAGGAGAUAUGUACAAAUACAGAUGGAUCAUUUAUCUGCUCCUGUUAUCUAGGAUAUAUGUUACGUGAUGAUAACAGGACAUGUACAGAUAUCAAUGAAUGUUCUAUCUCUAAUGGUGGAUGUCAGGAGAUAUGUACAAAUACAGAUGGAUCAUUUAUCUGCUCCUGUCAUCAAGGAUAUAUGUUACGUGAUGAUAACAGGACAUGUAACAG